CCAAAAUUGACGGAUAUCUUAAAACAAUCUAACGGAUAAAGUAACGUUAAGUUUCAAUUUUUUUUUUUUUUGGUGUUUUUUUUUUACUUAAAAACAAGUAAAUAAAUAAACGGAAACGGAUAUACAUUUAAGUGAAGUGAAGAACCCAAUUAAAUAAAAAGAAAAAAAAAAAGGAAUAAAUAAAAUCGAAAGAAGAUGACGGGUUAUAUGAAAGUUUUCAAUGAACGUUACUUGACUUUAUCCAAAGGUGUGGAUGAAACUAUCGACAGCUGGUUUCUGAUGAGCUCACCUGGACCUGUGCUAACCAUAGUAAUGAUUUAUUUAUUAUUUGUUUUAAAAAUCGGUCCAGCUUUUAUGAAAAAUCGUAAACCGUAUAAUUUGAAAACCGUGAUGAUUGUUUAUAAUGCAUUUCAAGUUUGUUACUCAAUAUGGAUGUGUCGUCGGUCUUGGAAAGAGAGUCGCAUAACGGAUACAUUAUUAUCGAAGAAAUGCGAAAUUUUACGAACGCGUGAGCAAAGUUUAGAUUUGUAUUCGGGUGCAUGGUUCUAUUUCUUCUCGAAAAUCAUUGAUUUACUCGAUACAACAUUUUUCGUGUUGCGUAAAAAGCAAAGUCAAGUAUCAUUUUUACAUGUCUAUCAUCAUACGGUUACUGCGACAUUUUCAUGGAUGUAUCUUAAAUAUGCGCCCGGAGAACAGGGCGUGGUUAUUGGCAUACUUAAUUCCGGCGUACAUAUUAUUAUGUAUUUUUAUUAUUUAGUAGCAGCAAUGGGUCCACAAUAUCAAAAAUUUUUAUGGUGGAAAAAGUACAUGACCAGCAUACAAUUAAUACAAUUCGUUUUAAUUAUGAUCUAUAUGGUAACCAUUGCCCUAAAAGGUUGCAAUAUGCCAAAAACGCUUACGUUCUUCUUUAUUGCCAACACAUUAGUGUUUUUAUAUCUAUUCGGUAAUUUUUAUAGGAAAACAUAUCGCGAUAGCAAGGCUCAUCAUAAAGCGACUAAAGCAGCAUUAAGAGCAGCAAGUGGUUUAGGUUGUGUACCAACUAAAUCAUUUCUAGAUCAAGGCGAUCAAAUGAAACGUUUAAUUGAUGCCAAUAACAAUAAUAAUUGUUUCAAAAUUAAUGAAAUGAAGCUUGAAUAAAGCGAUUCAUAAAAAAUUAUGAGCAAAAAAAAAAAAAACUAUUCUUGAGACAAUUUCAAGUUUCUUUGUAUUCGACUUCAUUUGGCAAUUAUUGAUCUAUUGAUCGCAACAUUGUUGUUGCCCAUUUUAAUGUAUAUUUCUUUUCGAUUUUUUUUAAUUUUUUUUAUUUUUUUUAGUUGUUUUUCUUAUUGUGUUUAAGCUUAAGUCUAAUUACGAUAAGUGUAUAGCACUUCUAUCUAAAUAGUUACAUUUCUAUAAAUUUUGUUUACUCUUUUAUACAACUUCAGUUAGAACAUUUUUUUUUUUUU
Messenger RNA from Glossina fuscipes, 1445 nucleotides. RefSeq names its product elongation of very long chain fatty acids protein 7-like. The coding region runs from base 196 to 1137 and encodes 313 amino acids. The transcript has 5 exons. The record is from RefSeq and is a predicted model, not a curated record. Gene Ontology annotation, biological process: sphingolipid biosynthetic process; fatty acid elongation, saturated fatty acid; fatty acid elongation, polyunsaturated fatty acid. Gene Ontology annotation, cellular component: endoplasmic reticulum membrane. Gene Ontology annotation, molecular function: fatty acid elongase activity. NCBI's taxonomy places the organism in Eukaryota, Metazoa, Arthropoda, Insecta, Diptera, Glossinidae.